AUGUAUUUCGAUCAUCUCGCCGAAGAGCGACAGGAUAGGAACUUCGAGCUAUGGCUACAUGCUUUCCUACAACGAGAACCAGAGCAGCUUGCUAUGCAUCUCGCAAAAAAGCACCGUAAGGGGAAGAUACUAGCAGCCUGUCUAUGGAAGAAUGGCGCCUUCAAUGUUUGUUAUCGUGUCAAAUACGAAGACAGCACCAAUGUUAUUGUUCGGUUUGCUGCCCUCGGGCGAGCUGUCUUCCGCCAGGAAAAAACCGACAAUGAGGUCACGGUUCUUCGAUAUCUACGUCAACAUACCCAGGUCCCAGUUCCGGAGGUAUACGGUACGGGCACAUGCUGGGCAGGGCCAUAUAUUGUUAUGGGUUUCGUUGAGGGAGAUCUGUUGUCUAACGUGCUCAAAGAUCCCCUUAAGAAGGAAGGACGGCCUGUUCUGAACCCACGUAUAAGUGACCGGGCAUUAAAGAUUGCUUAUCGUGAGAUGGCUUACUUAGUGCUCGAGUUAUCAAAGCCACAAUUCUCGUGUAUUGGUGCAUUAGUACAAGAGGGCAAGGACUUUGUUGUUGGUAGACGACCACUUACUUUUAACAUGAACGAGCUAAUCACGUCGGCAAACCUUGCUCCAACAGACGUUCCGACGUCUACUUUCGAAUCCGCAGCAGAUUAUUUCGAGGCUCUUGCUGAACAACAUCUUUCACACCUUCGGAAUCAGCGCAAUAACGCAGUUACUGACGAAGUCGACUGUCAAAAGAAAUUUGUAGCUCGCUGUCUAUUCCGUAAAAUUGUACGGAAUAUUUCAGUAGAGCAUUGCCACGGCCCUUAUCGACUUUACUGUGAUGACUUUCGACCUUCAAAUAUUCUUGUCGAUGUAGAAAGGUUUUGUGUCAAUGCAGUUAUCGAUUGGGAAUUUACUUAUGUAGCUCCGGCGGAAUUUGCUUAUGUUGCGCCUUGGUGGCUUAUGCUACAAAGCCCCGAGGACUGGGAUUCUGACUCUGAUCUUGACGACUUCCUAGCCCGUUACAAACCACGACUUUGCCUCUUUCUUGAUGUUCUACGGUCAUGUGAGGACGAAAAGAUAGCAGAGGGUACGCUCUUGGAUUCUCAGCGACUCGCUGCUCGCAUGGAAGACUCUAUGGAAAGCGGCUUGUUUUGGGUAUGCCUGGCGGCGAGAUAUAGCUCUAUGUUUGAUGAUAUUUACUGGAAUUUUCUUGACAAAAUGUAUCAUGGACCUUUCGGGUCAAUUGAAGAUCGCAUUCAGCUCUUGGAUGAAGAAGAGCGAAAAGAAUUGAGUGGGAUUUUUCAGGUAAAGAUGGAGCAGGCUAGGAAAGGAAUACUUGAUGAGCAUUAUAGUACAGAUACUUUAGUGGAUCUCUAA
Amorphotheca resinae ATCC 22711 is the source of this 1371-nucleotide messenger RNA. RefSeq lists its product as hypothetical. Bases 1 to 1371 code for a protein of 456 amino acids. The transcript has a single exon. The record is from RefSeq and is a predicted model, not a curated record. Lineage: Eukaryota; Fungi; Ascomycota; Leotiomycetes; Helotiales; Amorphothecaceae.